Daldinia decipiens is the source of this 953-nucleotide messenger RNA. RefSeq lists its product as uncharacterized. Gene Ontology annotation, cellular component: cytoplasm. The transcript is spliced from 2 exons. The record is from RefSeq and is a predicted model, not a curated record. The coding region runs from base 190 to 903 and encodes 237 amino acids. NCBI's taxonomy places the organism in Eukaryota, Fungi, Ascomycota, Sordariomycetes, Xylariales, Hypoxylaceae.
GUUAAAUCUACUAAGAAAGGCAGUGCAUCCACAGAUCCUAAGUACUCCUCUUCAACCUCGAACAACCUUAGUUCAGAGACAGAGACUCCAAGCCCCAAGCUUAAGCCUAAGCUGCAACGCUUCACUAUCAAAAAGUUCAAGCUUCGUGUCCGAACCGCCUUCUCCCGCACUCGUGCUUAUUUGAAGAAGAUGUCUGAGCGACCUCUCGAGGCAAUCAAGCGAGCCACAAAGGCCGCCGACCGUGCCCCUCAUCUUCGCAAGAAGAACCGCACCGGUGCAGACACUGUCGAUGCUCUUGACACUACUGGAUUCGGCGGAAUCUACCACCAUGACGGUCCUUACGACGCCACGCUUGCCGCCCGAAACCGCGAUAAGCGAUAUGCUCCCGUGGAAGCUGUCAAAUAUGGAAACAUGGAAGCUCUCAAGGCCACCCCCCGUGAGAACCUCGUCGAUUCUCUAGAACGCCAUGUCCCCCUACAGGGCACAGCGACAAUCCCGCCCGGUGAGCGAGACUACAGCGGUCGCGUCAUGCAAUACGAAGAGGGCACCGAUCUCAUGCGCGAGGAAGACGCUCCAGGUGGCCCAUACAAGCGAUGGGAUCACAUCAAGUACCACCCCAACGACCUAAAGGGCAAGGGGGAACCCGCAUACACCAUCGAGGAAGACCUCAAGCGCAAGAAGCAUCUACAACGCAAAUCGCUCGGUCAGCCUGGCGCCUUCGAGAUGCAGCCCAAGGGCCGCAGCACUGCAACUGCCGGCAAGGGCGGUGACGUCACUGUUGUUCGGCCACGGAGUGCCAGUCUGCAAUCGGCAGGACCGUCUGGUAGUUCCAAAGGGAAGCGACUCAGCGACGGCAUUAAGCGCCGUAUUGGCAGCAUUCGACGCAAGCACGACGACAUCUAAGUGCCCACUCUAUCCUAGUUUGAUCAUUUGGUCCAGGGCCGUCAUUGCCG